This is a messenger RNA of Cuscuta campestris, 1414 nucleotides long. The record is from the annotation of a GenBank genome assembly. NCBI's taxonomy places the organism in Eukaryota, Viridiplantae, Streptophyta, Magnoliopsida, Solanales, Convolvulaceae.
CCUUAACCAGUGACUCCAGGAGUAAUUGAGGAGGGGUAGAUCUGGAAUUUUAAAUAAGGCUUUUACGGUCUGAGCUCCGUCUUCUCCCCCGUUAACGAACACGAUGGUCCGCUGCUUAUUAUCGGUCCAAGGCGAUGAAGCCGCAGUCCAGGUCUCUGAUUCUCCGUGCCGCCCCUUUCUUGGCGUCCCGGACCCGCCAAAAUGCCGCGCUCCCUCGUUCUAGAUCUUCUUCAUCCUCUGCUACGCCGGAACAGCAGCCGGAGCUCAAAUCUCAGAGCGAUUCCGUUUUCAUGACUGAGAAUUGCGUCCGGAGAAUGAAGGAGUUGCAAGCCAGUGAGCCCGAUGAAAAGAUGCUUCGCUUAAGCAUCGAAGCUGGUGGCUGCUCUGGGUUUCAGUAUGAAUUCUCCCUAGAUGGCAACGCAAAUGCAGACGAUAGAAUUUUUGAGAAGGACGGGGUUAAACUUGUGGUCGAUAAUAUCUCAUUUGAUUUUAUCAAAGGUGCAACAGUUGAUUACGUAGAGGAGCUCAUCCGUUCUGCUUUUCAGGUAUCUACAAACCCAAGUGCAGUGGGUGGAUGUAGCUGUAAAAGCUCUUUUAUGGUGAAACAGUAAAUGUAUACUCUCUCUCUCUCAAUAAGGUGUGCAUCUGCCUUUAUAAACCUGCAUUUGAGUCCACAAACUUGGAUAAAAGGAGCCUUCUGAACUUCAACAGUUAGGGAUUAUAUAUGUACUCCCUCUCUCUUAGAAAAAAAGUUUUUUUUAUUCGGUUUAUUUACGAUGUUUCACUAAAACUAUUUUUUAUUGAACUUAUUUGAAAAUGAGUGUAUAUAUUAAAAAGAAAUAGAACCAUCUUUCACUUUACUAUUACUCCAAGAAGAGGAGAUGCCUUGAGCUUCUCUUUAGUGCUGCCUGAAUAGAGGCAGAAAUAGAAUCAUCUUUAUCUAAUGCAAUUGCCAAUUAGCAAUCUUUUUUACAAUUUUAUGAUUAAGUAGAGGGUUCCCUCUGAAGCAAAAUAGAUUACUGUCCUUGCAAAGCAACUGAAUAAAAAAAAGAAGGGAUGACAAUAAUUUUACUGUUUCAUAGUCCUUUGAGAAAGCCACUGGUCAAAUUAUUAGACAGGUUAAAGAAAGGGAAGGGCCCAAUCAUUGCUAAUUCUGUGUUUGGGACAUUAUUUAUGAUCUUAAUCUCCAUUUUCUACAACAUGUCAAAAAUGAGGACCACUAAUCAUCUUCUUAUUCUUCCUAAUUAUCUCCUCGAAGCCUCUUUCUUAGGAUUUUCUCUAUUCCUGGCGAUAGUUAUUAGCUGGACUCGCGAUGCUCUAGAAGAACUACAUAACCUACACAAAAGUUUGGAGAUUGCAACAAAAAAAUUAAAAUAAAUUCUCCCAUAAUAGUAAAUAAAACUCAUUAUGUAUA